Strongylocentrotus purpuratus (purple sea urchin) is the source of this 6146-nucleotide messenger RNA. It is a transcript of the gene med14, whose product is annotated as mediator of RNA polymerase II transcription subunit 14. Gene Ontology annotation, biological process: regulation of transcription by RNA polymerase II. Gene Ontology annotation, molecular function: transcription coregulator activity. The transcript has 38 exons. NCBI's taxonomy places the organism in Eukaryota, Metazoa, Echinodermata, Echinoidea, Camarodonta, Strongylocentrotidae. The record is from RefSeq and is a predicted model, not a curated record. The coding region runs from base 105 to 4691 and encodes 1528 amino acids. Gene Ontology annotation, cellular component: mediator complex; core mediator complex.
AUCCAAAGAGAAAUCCAACAUGGCGUCAAGAAUUUCCCAAAAUCUGCUGUCUAAAUAAAGAAAACAUACAAGGAAGGUCUCUCCAUCGAUUUUGAAGGCAAACAAUGUCAGGGACGCCUGGAGGUGGUGUUCAGACUCCAGCGAUCCCCGUCCCCCAGGGUCUGCCUCCCUUAGGAUUAACCAUGCCUGGUAUACAGACCCCUAACCCUGGGCCAGGAGGCAAUAUGAUGGGUGUGGCACAGGCAGGAGGGAUGCAGAUGGUUCCUAUGCAACCAAUGGCAGGUGGAGGAGGAGGGGGAGGAGGGGCUAGUAUUUCUCUCGGUCUACUUCUGGAGCAUCUUGUCCAGAAAACCUACCAUGAGCUGACUGUCCUGUCUGAACUAUUACCUCGAAAGAUGGACAUGGAAAAGAAAAUUGAGAUUGUGAAGUUUGCCCGCAGUACAAGACAGUCCUUCAUCCGUCUCUUAGCUCUGGUUAAGUGGGCCGGCAGUGCAGCUAAGGUGGACAAGUGUGCGGCGAUUUCAUUAUUUUUAGACCAGCAAUCAUUUCUCUUGGUAGACACUGCUGACAUGCUAUCUAGAAUGGCCAGGGAGAAUCUUGUCCAUGCAAGGUUGCCCAAUUUCAACUUGCCCCAUGCUGUGGACGUGCUAACGAUGCGUCAGUACAAGCGCAUGCCGGCAUGCAUCAAGGAACGCAUCGUUCCUCCCGAUCCCAUCACAUCCGUGGAGAAGGAGACCGUUCUUCAUCGACUAGAUCAGAUUAUCCAGCAUAGAUUGGUGACCAGUGAACUCCCUCCCCAGCUCGCUAACCUUACUAUCGAGGAAGGGAGAGUCAAGUUCCGUGUACCGCAGGAGUUUGAGGUGACUCUGACUUUAAUGGAAGAUAACAAGACCAUUCCAUGGAGGUUACUCAAUAUUGAGAUCCUGGUACAAGAUCCUGAUACUGGAGAUGGUAAAACUCUGGUUCACCCUAUACAGGUGAUGUGCAUUCAUCAGCUGGUCCAGUCACGGCUGUUCGGAGAUGACAAGCCUCUGGUGGACAUGUACAACGUCAUACACACUUUCUGCCAGUCCUUACAGCUUGAGGUCCUAUAUUCACAGGUGCAGAGGCUAAUCAGUGAGAGAUGGGGAGAGCAUGUGACGAUUGAUAAAUACACAGCUGGAGAAUGUCUUAUGAUGUCAUACUGGAGAUCCCAAAGCCUGCACGCUUCCAAGAAGCCUGAAUUAUUCAAGCUGACAGUGAGCAUCGAUGAUGACGAUGUGGCCAAGCCCCUCCAAGUGCUGCAUGACCCCCCUCUGGAUAUGGUAGAUGCCGCACACGUCAACCAGGCUAUACGGUGUGAUCACUUAUCGGUAGAGAGACUCCUAGUGGAGACUGUACUGGUCAGAUCAAGACUUAAACUCAAGGGAUUGCAAGAAGAGUUGGAGAAGGACCUCCCUGGCUGUAAAUGUCAUGUGGAAGGUUCCCCAUCACUGCUGUACAUACCUGUUGUAAAGCCUUGUAGUGAGGAUGAACAGCUUAUGGUGUCGGUUGAUAUGCAGACUGGAUCAUACAUACCGAGCAUUGCACACUGUGGCUCCACACUCCUAGAUGAGAUAGACCAGGGUCUGAACCAUGAACGUAGCAAGCUGGAACCUCUCAUCGCAAAACUCAGGGUCCUGUUGUACAUGCGUCAUUGCCAAUACUCCGUCUCCAUGCUCCCCGUCACCUUUCUCAAAGAGCUCCCUCUGGUGACGGUAUCACCCGAGCACCCGGUGAAUCGUCUCUUGCCUAAUUACAUCUACCUACGACUCACCCAGCAUCCUCAGUAUUAUGUGGUGGUUGACUUUGCCCUCGGUAAGGGCCUCGGUGACUUCCUAUGUCGCUAUCAUCUCAUGCGCUGCAGCUCCGCCUCCUACAUCGACGCCCAGACCAUACCCCAAGGCGGGGCCGCUCCGUCCGCUCAGAAGGACACGCCCGAGACAACGGAGAAGUACCUCCACCCCGAUGUAUUCGUUGACUUGGAUCAUUCCACUAUAUUGAGGGGGCCGGAUACAUCGGUGGAGGAUCUGGAUGUUGACGAUGAUGAAAAGAAAAGGAAGGUUCAUCAUAUCACUGCAGGGGAGCACAAGAGGAAGAAAUUGACGAGCUAUUGUGAAUUCUUCAACUACACACUCUCCCAUGUGGUUUCCUUAUGCAACAUACGCAUUCCAUUCAUCAAACUCUGUGAAGAGCUGUCCCAGAACAAUCUAGCUCACCAGGGCAUCCAAGUAGAAGGAGAAGGGGUGGGGCUCGUCAUCAAACUCUGCUCCCUCCCACCUUGCAAAGGGGUUGCCAAGGAAACCAGUAUGGCACUGAAUGCUGCCCUCUUGGACUGCUCGUUCAGACUCCAUAAGAAUCAGCACGGCAUGUGGCAAGUUCAGAUGGUGUUUGCAAAUUGUCCUGUCACAAGCUGUUCAUCCAGAGAGCAAGGUUCAACUCGUCUGGUCUACCUGUUCUACAAGGUCCUUGGCAGUCACUCCGUAGUCAAGCAGUUCCAACGGGAUUGGGACUCCAUUGGACGCCUCUAUCAUUUGACCCUUGACCUCCCAAUAUGGCUGCCGUACCUCACCCUGUCUCAUUCUUCACGCUCGAGCCUGAUACAGGACAAUCCUCCCUUCACUACGUUGGUUGAUAUCCAAUCAUUCACAUACCAGAAGAUCACUAUAGCAUAUGGAAAGGACAGAUCAAGCACCGUUAUGGUGUGUUGGGAUCCAGAUAUUCUGAGGUUUCGACUCAUCUUCAGUGCUGUGGGUUCGACGUCAACAGCAAACUGUCACACCAUGGUGCAGUCGUACCUUGAACAUGAACUGAAUGAGGAACAGAGUCUGCCAAAACUCAUCAAGAGUCUGUGUGAGAGCCAGGGACCCCUCCAUGCGAUCUGCAGGCUGCCUCUCAUCCCGUCCUUGGGACUGAUAGCCGCAACCAAUCAGGUCGCAGGACCCAUCCACAAGUUUGCCCUCUGCCCUCAAUCCAGCACCCAUUACAGGGUUGUCUUCCACAAUGCGUACUGCUUGGAUAUCCAUUGCAAGGGAAAGAAUACGGUGGCUGUCAGAGAUGGAGCGUUCAGUUUGUUUGAUAUGAGGAAGGUUGUGGAAGGUCUCUAUACAGUACCGAACCUCAAGGCAUUCCUGGAGCUCUUCAUCGACGAAACGGUAUCCUACCACCACCAGCAUCGUAACAGCCGCACCCUCCCGGCCAACGAGGAUGACGGUAACCCCAUCUCCCCCAUGAACAUCGAUGCAGGCCCCACCCCACCGGAUCCCUACCUCCCCACCCAGGUCUCAGGGUACCCCUCAGGGGCGUCGCCCAUGUCCAGGGCGGGGCUCGGUCAGGGUGGAUCGGGAGGCUUCGCUUACCCCAUGACCCCGCCCACGGCACCAGGUGGACCGGGGAGUAGCAAUCCAGCGACCCCUGCCUCACCUCACACGUCGGUCCUAUCACAACAGCAGCAUUAUGCCAUGUCACCCGGUGCGUACCCUCUAGCAUCGCCCCCUUCCAUCCCUGGACCUUCCCCAUCGGCCGUCAUGAAGGGAACACCAUCACCAGGUUUAGUCGAGGGAGGAUCGCCCUUCACCUCCUCCAUGGGUCUCACCAUGCCAUCCCCCGGAUCCCGCCAGUGGCCCGGCAGCCCCUCCAUGCCAGGGCCCUCCCCCGUCCAGCGCUUUGGUAUGGCCCAGUCUCCCGGUGGUAGCAUGGGACCAUCCACUCACUCCCCGGGGAGUAGCGGCAUGACCGGACAGCAGGGACAAGUUGUGCCCCGCCAGACGAGGGUCCUCCCUCCCCGUAACCUGGCCACCUCUCUGCCGACCAUCCUCUCCCACGAGGCGCUCCACCGCAUGUUCACCCCGGCGGCGAUCCACGGCACACCCACCACGCCCCUCACCUACCUGUGCGCUCCUAUAGAACGUUUCCUGGGAUCCACCUACCUCCAGAGACACCUGAAGAGAGUUAUCAAUGCUGAACAGACCCAGACUUUACAGGCUGCAGAACAAGGAUGCAGAUUAAAGCUGACUCUGCUGCCCCCUAGUGAUCAAGGAUUUCACUUCAAGAACGAUUCUCUGAUAUUCCGUGUUUGGCUGAACCCCGCCCACAUGCAGCAGCUUCAUCUACAGGUCAAGCAAACACCAGAUGCCAAAGAACGUUGGAGCCCAGAUGAGCUUCAUGUCAUUGAACUUUACUAUGAGAAUAAGGUUGCCUGCCCGCCGUUCAAACCCAAGGCUAUCACUUCCUUUGCCCGUAUGCUGUGUGCCAUGCCUGGUGUCUUCAAGGACCUCAUCCAGCUGAUGCACCUAGAACUCCAACCAGACCCCUCCCUGAAGUGGUCUAUGCAGCUCUGUCUCACCGUGCCACAAGGACAGACCUUCGCUCCUGUCGGUAUCCCAGCUGUUGUUAUCAAGACAAAGAUGCUCCUAUUUAUCCAGCUGAGCAGGCAAGACACGGCGCCCAUGGUCGGCCAGGAGGCUCCCUCUGUGAUCGUUCCCGUGCUCUACGACAUGCAAGCCAACACGACCCAGCACAUCUCCGCCAUCAAGCCUUCGGUCCCGACCAGUCAGAAUGACGGCACCAUCGCUACCAUGCUGAGGAGAUGGGCAGAAUUCCCAAACAGUGCGGAGUGCACUCUAUUCCCUGCUAUCAGGGAUCUCAUGGCCAAUCUCAACCUACCGAUGUGAAGACAUCCAGCUCCAAACCAGGUCCAGGACCCUUCAAUUUUCCAGGAAAAAUAAAACAGAAAAGAACUUUUUUUUUGCUGAGUGUUUUUCGAGAACAACAGAAUGACAUCUGAUGAACAUCUUCGAUUCAAAAUCAAUAAUAGCUGAGUAAUAGCCAUAGAAAGUUGAGGAAAUUGGGUAGGAUAGGCCUUCCAAUAGAAUAAGUAGUCCCACAUGUGCACAUAUGUGCUGGUAGUUCUCAGUUUACUUUCAACGAGUCUGUAAAUUUUGCUUACCCGUUGACUUUCCCAAACAGCCAUGUAUGACAUAAACCAAUGCAGGAUUAGUGAAGUAUACAGCAUGGAAAAAAAGGAAAAUCAAACCAAACUCUUUUUAUCAGGGUAGUAUGUUACGCAUGUAACUAACAAAACAUGAUUCUACUACCGGUAAGUACUCUCUUGAACGAAUAACCUUGUGAAACAAUCGUUCUUUGCUACCGUGGUAUUUUAUUUCCUUCUGAUCACAAAAUUGUCAUCAGUAAACUUUCUUGGUCUAAUAAUUUCUUAUUCUCUCUCAAAACUCAGUUUCAUUAUCAGAACUCUAGAUUAUCUUUACAACAAAUUGUUUACCUGACAAAGUUAUUAAACAGUAAUCACUGAUCUCUUGAAAGUUUAGGUACAUUUUGAAGCUCAGAUUUCAUUCAGAAUUUGAAUGAAUGAUACUUCAAUUACUAAUAACCUUGCUCAUGAGAAGAUUAAAUUGUCAACUCUAUGAUAUCGUGUUAGAAGAAUUUGUUAUGUUAUGUUUUGUGUAAAUAAAAUGAAUAAACUAUUGCAUUUUAUAUAAUUAUUGUUCAUUGAGUAGACAACGUUUUGCAAACAAUAGGUUUUAAUAGACUUCCGGUAUUAUUUUCUCUAGAUGCACAGAAAACAGCAAACAAAUUAGUCAUGUGACUACAUUCAACCUUGCAUAAGUUGACCUCACACUUGGAAAUUUGAAAAGUUAAAAAAUUGGCCUUCCUCUUAGGGAUGCUAGAAAUUGAAAGGGUGACAAAACAAAAAUCAAAUGAGUUUUAGAUCACAUAUUUCUUUUAAGGGAUCAUUUAAAGGUCCCAGGAAAGGUUAUUUUUCUGAAACAAAGCAGAAUUGUAAUUGUUUUCUCCAAGGUUUUAUCACUCUAUACACUCUUGGAAUAGGAGUUUAAUUUCACAGCCUCCUAUUCAUAUUGUAUCCACUCAAAAUUCACUGAAAUGUUAAUUUUUUUUAAAUCUAGAUUUUGUACAUUAAAAUCAUGAAUGUAGUAAUUUUGAUUGCAAAUGAUGAUAUAAAAGAUUUAUUGAUUCAGACAAAGAACUCGAUCGAGAAAUUAGUAAAUUGUAAUGCCACGAUAUGUUUUGUUUUUUGUUUGUACAUUUUUAGUAUGUUUAUUUGAGGUUAUGCGACCCUCAUCAGGGUAAUAAAUAUAACUUCUGAAACA